AUGGAGCCCUGGAACUCUACCUUAGGAAGUGGCUUCAUCUUGGUGGGGCUUCUGAGUGACAGUGGCUCUCCUGAACUGCUCCGUGCCACACUCGCAGCCCUGUACAUGUUGGGCAUGAUCAGCAAUGGCCUGCUCCUCCUGCUCAUCACAAUGGAUGUGCGACUCCAUGUGCCCAUGUAUCUCAUGCUUGGGCAGCUCUCACUCAUGGAUCUUUUACUUACAUCGGUUGUCACUCCAAAGGCCCUCAUGGAGUAUCCACAGAAAGAAAAUAGAAUAUCUUUUGGAGGCUGUGCCCUACAGAUGUUCUCAGAGCUGUUCCUCGGUAGUGCAGAGGACCUUCUACUGGCCUUCAUGGCAUAUGACAGGUAUGUGGCCAUUUGUCAUCCUCUGAACUAUAUGGUUUUCAUGAGUCCAAGAGCCUGCUGGUUGAUGGUGGCCUCAUCGUGGAUCCCAGCAUUCCUGAGUGCUCUCGGCUACACCAUCUAUACCAUGCACUAUCCCUUCUGCAAAUCCCGCAAGGUCAGACACUUAUUCUGUGAAAUUUUUCCUUUGCUGAAGCUUGCCUGUGCAGACACCUCCAUAUAUGAACUCAUGGUUUAUGCAAUGGGUGCGGGCUUACUGAUUCCCCCUCUUGUUGCCAUUGUUGCCUCCUACACAUUAAUUCUUUUCACUGUGCUCCAUAUGCCCUCAAAGGAGGGGAGGAAGAAAGCACUUCUUACCUGCUCCUCCCAUCUGACUGUGGUAGGUAUGUAUUAUGGGGCAGCUACUAUAAUAUAUGUCCUACCCAGUUCCUUCCACAAUCCCGAACAAGACAAUAUCACCUCCGCCUUCUACACAAUUUUCACCCCAGCCUUGAACCCUCUCAUUUACAGCCUGAGGAAUAAGGAGGUCUUGGGGGCUCUGAGGAGGGUCUUGGGAAAAUGUAUGGUUCAAGUAAACCAAACUCUCUAG
This is a messenger RNA of Octodon degus (degu), 951 nucleotides long. RefSeq names its product olfactory receptor 2AG1-like. The record is from RefSeq and is a predicted model, not a curated record. Gene Ontology annotation, cellular component: membrane. The coding region runs from base 1 to 951 and encodes 316 amino acids. The transcript has a single exon. Gene Ontology annotation, biological process: G protein-coupled receptor signaling pathway. Gene Ontology annotation, molecular function: olfactory receptor activity; G protein-coupled receptor activity. Lineage: Eukaryota; Metazoa; Chordata; Mammalia; Rodentia; Octodontidae.